AUGCGCGAGCUCGGCCGCGGGGGCUCACUUGUAGCAGCCACUAUAGCCGCGUUACACAACCGAUCUGCUGAUGGUAAAUCAAGAUCGAUCAAUACGAGACCGACCACCGGAGAGGAAAGAAACGUCUCUCAAACUAUAAGAGAAGACCAUGUAGAAGAUUUUUGUAAUCGCCGUAUUUCGGGAGUGAGCGAGCGACCUCUAUCAACGGCCUCGGAAGCAUCGGAAAGGGACUCCGCAUCCGUUCAGUCCAGCGAGGAUCACCACCGACGUGAAAUGUCAUUUAAAAGAAGCUUCAUGUCCGACCGGGAGUAUCUUACGGAACCCUUUGAUGAGGGCGAGGAGCGUACGGCGGUGGGAUACGUCCACCCAGCUGUGCGCUCCUACAUGUACUCACCAAUGGGCGGUGAUUCGGAUAGUGCUGAUGAAACAACAGUAAAAUGUUCGGGUUGGAAGGAUCCCCGAGGUAUACCGGCGAGGGCGGAAUCGUCGGACUCCGAUAGUUCAACGACUGAAGAAGAUUCGGACGAGCACGAGUAUGAAACCGGCGCUGGCGAUUGUGAUUUCCGUACAUUGACGCCAAAUAGACGUGUUGAUGAUACAACACGCUGCGACAAUGAUUUCAAAUGGAUGCCGAGCGUAGAUAUUAUGAGUGCGGCUGAAGUGCCAUUGAUGUCCUCGCGCGUCGACGAGUACUCAUCGAAUGUGAGUCUCGAUAGACGUCGUCGCAGAUCCAGCGACCGUAGUGACCGUGACAGAAAGACAAGGUCAUCCUUAUCAGCCAAGCCGCCGCAGCAUCCAUCUAGCGUGCGUGCUUCUCCACGGCCAGGUCGCAUAUCAAGAAACGAGGACACUCCACCUGAUUUGCAACGGCGUUGGAAUUCCUAUGAACAUUUCCGUUGGCCGGACGGUGGAUGGUGGCCGCCCAUGUGUUGGUGCCACCCUCCGACCCCUCCCUGCUGUAUGCACGAACGCACCUGGCCAUCACAUCCCUCUUUGCCCUCUCGUACACACAAGAACGAUGCUGAAGACAGAGUGCGGCGCCUGGAGGCUGACAAGGAGAGUCUCCAUCUGCAGGUGCAGGUGCUGUCAGAACAGAUCGCAGCACAGACGGAGAAGAUGUCCGACCUCGAGAGAACACUCACCGACACUAGACAGAGACUUGAUGACACGGAACAGAGGUUGCAAAAGGAGAUGCUCCAAAGGUCGUCAUUAGAGACACAGAAGUUGGAGUUGUUAUCGAAACUGAGUGAAGUCAGACUGAGAGUGGCUGAGCGAGGGCUGGUGGAACGAUCUCCGCCCCCAGAACCCGCACCGGUAGCACGACCUGCGCCGCCGAGGACACCACCAGCUAACUACGGGCGUCAGAUCGAGAGGAACACUCACAUGUAUUCUUCGUUGCCACGCUCCUCGGUUCUGAGUUCGGAAGUGCGCUUCGGUAAACACAACAACAUGGUGGUGGCUCGAGGUCGCGGCCAGUCCGUGCCCAACUUAGCUGAGAAGGAGGAGGUCUCUCGAGGUAGCCCUACCCCUUCCCUUCGCGAGGUGCGCACGAGACGUACUGUGCGCCUGGAGGGAGACGAGCGAGGGUCCGUCAGACGAGCGAGGCCGCCCGCCUCCAUCAACAACACGCCCGCCUUAUGGGAAACGACUGAUAUCCGCGAAUGGGACUGCGAUAUGACCUGUGGGUGGUUAGAGAGUAUAGGCUUGGAAGGUUACGUACCAGCGGCCCGCGUGUGGCUGUCUUCAAACAACCCGCCCUCCUCCCCCACCACACAGGCCCCACAGACACAGACGCCAACUAAGGGCAGACUAGCGAACGCCUCCUCGGCCACCAUAGAAAAGGAGCUGGCCAUCAAACACCCCAUGCACAAGAAGAAAAUAAUGCUCGCCAUCACCGACUUAAUGGGUGGUGACGGUGACCCUCUCUUGUCGUUGGCUGGUCGGCUGGACGGUUCGUGGGCGUUACGUUGGCUGGAGGACAUCGGCGCGGGCUCCGUGCGUGCGGCGGCCGCGGACGCAGCGCUCGACGGACGCCUGCUGCAUCGACUCACACACAGCGAGCUACACCACCAGCUGCGGGUACAUCACGCACUACACGCACUCGCCAUUAGAAGAGGUAUACAAGUACUUCGUGAGAACAACUUCGAUCCGGAUACAAUGAUCCGUCGGGCUGCUGAGGCUCCCGAGGGCGAAGCGCCCGUCCAGGAGGGGCCCGAGGUGGAGCCCCGACCGGAGUCCCAGCCUGAGGGCGAUGGCAAGCCCGUCCCUCAUGUAGCGCGCUGGUCCGCUCAUAGAGUGAUGCAGUGGCUCAACGAGAUCGAUCUAGCAGAAUACGCACCCAACUUGAGAGGAGCAGGUGUCCACGGCGGUCUGUUGUUGCUGGAGGCGCGGUUCACGGCGGAGCUACUGGCCGCCCUGCUACAUAUACCAGCACACAAGACACUGUUGAGAAGACAUCUCACACAGAGAUUCAAUGACCUAUUGGGGCGCGAUGUUAUCCAGCAGAAACGGAACGCGGAACAAACACUCGGAUACCAACCGCUCACAGCCACUACCAAGUAUAAGGUGCCAAAGAAGAGUCAGUUUUCAUUGAAGAGGAAGAAGAGUAGGGACGAGCUGGGAGACCUCGUGUGUCCGCUGAGAGACUCAGGUGAAGACACUGUGAACGAUGAGAGCCAAGCCAGCAGUACCGGACGGCGGGUCGGGUGUCUAUCUCCAGCGUGA
Molecule: messenger RNA, 2724 nt
Organism: Danaus chrysippus (African queen)
Lineage: Eukaryota; Metazoa; Arthropoda; Insecta; Lepidoptera; Nymphalidae
Source: the annotation of a GenBank genome assembly